This is a messenger RNA of Oncorhynchus mykiss (rainbow trout), 3247 nucleotides long. RefSeq names its product sphingomyelin phosphodiesterase 4. NCBI's taxonomy places the organism in Eukaryota, Metazoa, Chordata, Actinopteri, Salmoniformes, Salmonidae. Gene Ontology annotation, biological process: glycerophospholipid catabolic process; sphingomyelin catabolic process; ceramide biosynthetic process. The record is from RefSeq and is a predicted model, not a curated record. Gene Ontology annotation, molecular function: sphingomyelin phosphodiesterase D activity.
UAAAGUACUAUCCACAUGGGUGCGCUGUGUUCACAAGAAAGCUGCGGUCGCGUGCCAUAUCCUUUUAGGGAAAUGACAUCAUUUUCGCUUCACGCUGCUGUGUCUAAUGGAAACGCGCUAGAUUGGAACUUGAAAGUCUGAACAUUUGUAGUCGUGGGAGGUGUCAAGUGGAUUUUGAAACGUGACCCGUCUCGAAUAGAAUCUUAUAUGGCUGCCCCAGCCUUGCAACAGCCCAGUUUUCUUCUGGCCAAUCUGAAAGUUGACUCGACCACCAAACCUUUUCUCCAGCGGUGCCAGGAGCUGGUGAAGGUCAUUGAUGACUACCCUGCAAAGGAGCUGCACCUGAUCUUCCCCUGGCUUGUAGAGAGUGUUUUUGGCAGUUUGGAUGGGGUCAUCAUGGGCUGGAACCUGCAAUUCCUGCAGGCACGCAGCAAUGAGUACAACAUCGUCAUGGACUUUCUCGAUCCUAGUGGGCCAAUGAUGAAGCUUGUGUACAAGCUUCAAGCAGAGGAGUACAAGUAUGAAAUACCUGUCAGCUUUCUCCCUGGUCCUGUAAAGGCAUCUAUACAGGAAGGUGUCCUCCCAGAUUGUCCACUUUUUCACAACAAGCUGCAGUUUCCUCUGUCUGGUCUCCAGACACUCAGCCUGGCGCUCAAUCCAUUUGAAUAUUACAUGUUCAUAUUUGCUUCCAGUCUUAUCACACCAAAGAACUACCCUCUGGGCCAGCAUGUGAGCAGCUUGGACAAUGCGUACUUUGUGCUUGUGGACACCUACCUCAAGUACUUCCUCCCUACAGAGGGCAGUGUUCCUCCCUCUCCAUUCGCCGACAAUAGAGGCUCUGUGUCUCCACCUGCUCCCAGGGCUCCCAGCGUGCCUUUUGCAGGGUAUGGCAUCCACAGCACCAGCCUCCUCAAGCGCCACAUAUCCCAUCAACCCUCGGUCACUGCUGACCCUGCAGCCCAGGAGAUCUGGAGGUCAGAGGCAUUACUACAGGUUUUUGUGGAGAUCUGGCUGCAUCACUACUCCCUGGAGAUGUACCAGAAGCUGCAGUCCCCCCAGGUGAAGCUGGCGCUGCUGCACUAUCGCCUCAGUAUGUCCAGCAUGCCGUGCCAACCCCUGACCCCUCCUGGCUCUGGGACCCUCGACACGUACCAAGUACUUUUACCUUUUCAUCCACUCCCACCGGGCCUGCUGGAGGAGACUUUCACCCCGACAGAGGAGCACGUUCUGGUGGUGCGUCUCCUGGUGAAGCACCUCCAUGCCUUUUCCUGCAGCCUGAAGCCUGAGCAGGUCUGCUCCUCGCCCUCGGCCCACUCCCACGCCAGCCCCCUGGAAGAGUUCAAGAGGGUGGUGGUGCAGCGUUUUGUCCAGCAGAAGCUCUAUGUGUUCCUCCAGCACUGCUUUGGUCACUGGCCUUUAGAUGCCUCCUUCAGAGCGGUGUUGGAGACGUGGCUUAGCUACAUCCAGCCGUGGAGGUACACAGGAGAGAAUACCAAUCCUCAGACAGACCAGAACAAAGGUGUACCUGAGAAAUGGGGCUUGUUUGUUCAGGAGAACCUGCUCAUGUACACAAAGCUCUUUCAGGGCUUUCUCAACAGGGUGGUACGCAUAGACCUGGUCAACGUCAAAAAUGCACUAAUGGUCUUCAGGGUGGCCAAAGUCUUCGCUCAGCCAAACCUAUCAGAGAUGAUUCAGAAAGGAGAGCAGCUGUUUCUGGAGCCGGAGCACGUCCUCCACCAUCGGCAGCACCGGGUGUUCCUCACGCCAAGCCACGGUGGAAGCUUCCUGUCUGCCCGGCAGUCCGUGGUGACAGACGGGGUUUUCAGGGUGAAGAGCCACGUGUACGGCCUGGAGGGCCAGGACUGCCAGUACAAACAGAUGUUCGGCACAGAGCUGAGGGGCGCGGUCCUGAAGCUCAUUCAGAUCAUCGCCCAGGCGAGGCAGACAGCUAAGAGGAUAUCAGAUCACUCAGCUGAAGUGGCGGCCAAUAACUCCUUCAUGUCUUGGUUUGGAAUGGGCUCCCCCGACCUCAACUACACCUUCAAUGGAGGAGAGGUGGAUGACACUGGGGAAUGUGUCAAGAAGACCCACGAGUUCCUGGAGAGGUCACUGGACUACCUCUGUCUGAUAUUUCGUCUGAAUGCAGGGCAGCUUUCUCAGCUGAUGGCAACCCUGGGCUCUGGUCAGGACGAUGGGAACUCCAGGCAGCUACCAGACUGUGUUCAGGGUGAGAAUGGACUCAUCCUCACAGACCUGGGCCGAAUGCAGAUCAUCAAUGGACUGCGUAGAUUUGAGAUUGAGUACCAAGGAGACCCAGAGCUUCAGCCCAUCAGGAGCUAUGAGAAUGCCGUCCUGGUCAGACUGUUUUUCAAGAUCUCGUCCCUGGUGAAUGAGAGGUUCGGAGGUCACAUGGAAGUUCUGUGCUCGCGGCCGGACUUCCUGGGCCGGUUGGGACGACACUACCUGGCCAGCCCCGAGGUCAUGGCGGACGGCAGGCAGAGGAGCCCAGAGACACGGCGAACAGCGGAGAGGAACCGACGGCCGCGGCUAAGUCUGCGCACACUGGCGAGCUACAGAACCCUGCUGAUGCUUCUAUUUCUCUACCUGUUUGGGGUGCUGUUCUCAUUCGGGCCCAUAUCCAGCACACUGCUCAUCCUUACAGGCGGCUUUCUCUAUGGACUCUUCAACCCUGUUUGGAGAUAAACUCAAGUCCCAGUAGCAGGGGAAUGAAAAGUUUUUUUUUGCCACCUGCCUUUGCUUGGCCAUCUUAUGAUAUAUUCAGUCCCUUUUUAUUCUUGUAAAUAAAUACAAGUGCAUUGCUUUUCAGAUGAAGUUUGCAAAAUCUUUUUUUUAAGCAGUUUUACUGAUUGACAGUUGUAUGAUUUAAUAUUCUAACAAAAUAUUGAAUGUUUUUCAAUUGAACAUUGAAAGGAUGGUGGUGAUUAUCCUCAAACUACAAGAUUGACCAGUGUAAUAAAUAGUUACAUGAGUCUUGCACUAGUAUUUUGAAUUGAUGCUAAUCAUUUAACUGAAGAUGGUAUUCUUUGCCUUUAUCGUUUUUGUAUGAUUGCUUGUCUGUAUGUGUGAGCUUGCAAAGACGACAAAUGUAGUUGUACAAUGUUGCAUUCGAAUGGCAGAAUUAUUUCCCGUCACCGAUUGAGACAGUCUGGUUGUCAUGGCAAAGUUAGCAGGCGUGCUUGUCCACUAAAGACAGGUGAGAGGAAAAAUAAAUCGUAAAUGCACUUGG